This is a messenger RNA of Anneissia japonica, 5768 nucleotides long. Its product is annotated as ATP-dependent DNA helicase Q4-like. Lineage: Eukaryota; Metazoa; Echinodermata; Crinoidea; Comatulida; Comatulidae. Gene Ontology annotation, biological process: double-strand break repair via homologous recombination; DNA replication. The transcript has 19 exons. Gene Ontology annotation, cellular component: nucleus; cytoplasm; chromosome. Bases 158 to 4465 code for a protein of 1435 amino acids. The record is from RefSeq and is a predicted model, not a curated record. Gene Ontology annotation, molecular function: nucleic acid binding; 3'-5' DNA helicase activity; zinc ion binding.
CUGCCGUGAUAGUCUGGCAAUUGAACACUAGGUCAGCUCGCGCUCGCCGCGCGAAAGUUUGUUUUUGUUUUCCUGUUGUUUUAUUAUGGUAAUAUAUGUUACUUUUGUAAACAACGGUUUAGUUGUCAUUGUAGGCCUAGUGUUUUGUUGAUUGAAAAUGGGUGUUGAGGAAAGACGGGCUGUUCUGAAGAAAGCAUUGAAAGAGUGGGAAACCGCAUUUGCCGUGCUUCAUGAAAGGCGUCCUAACAAAGAAGAUAUAGAAAAAGCUUCAGACAGAAUCAAAGGCUACUACAAAGAAUACCGUCAACUUGGAAGAUCAAUCAGCGAAAAUGUAAAUGAUGACAGGACUCCCCAUAAAGAAAAGACUAAUAGUGCGGUUAUAAAUAAUAGAACUCAUGGUGAAAAAAACCAUAGUACCAGCAAUGAUAGAAUUGGAACAGGAAAUAUUUGGGGAUCUCAUUUGAAUGUAAAAGAAAAAAAACAGAAAAAAGAACCAGAUGAAGAUAAGAAAAUAUCACCCAAUAGUAGAGAACCAGUGUAUGGAUUGAAACUCAGGGAAUUUAACCGAGUUAAAAUACUUCCUAAUUCAGCUCGUAAAAGAACAAAUUCAAGUAAACUAAAAGCAGCGAACAUUUCUGCAUCACAAGAGCCAACUGAAUUUGACGACACAGACUCCGUGCAAAUUAACCUGCCGUCCUGUAAAUUUGUUACGAAAUACGACAAGUUUAAAAACACAUCUGUUUCUACAGUAACAACGAAUAUCUUAGCGAUGAAGAAACCCAGACCAUCUCUAGAUAAUGGUUGGUUGAAGCGAUGUCAGACAAACUUGUUAACAGCAAGUGAAAAAAAUACAAAUGCUGCUCGUGGGGGAAUGGACGAUUUUGAUCCGGACGAUGAAUUCAGGAUGUCGGAGUACAAAAAAGACAAUUCUACUGGUCAACGUUUAUCAUUGUCAAAAACUAGUUCAAAUGAUAAUGAAAAAAUUCCUACCUUAAAAUUAUCCACAGAAAACAAAUUAACUACCUCAGAUCCUGUUGAAACUAAUCAUUUUCACAAUGUAGAAAGGAAAGAUAUGUUAGCCACUAAGGAUUGUGAAACGAAAAGACAAAAACGUGAACGCGAAGAAGAACCGAGUUCAGAAUCAUGUGAAUAUCUACCCGCAGAGAAGAGCAGCAAAAAACGAAAGGUUGAUUCAGUCAAACAAACUCAACUUGAAAAUAGUGAAUGCAGAAGUGAAAGCCGUACCGAGCACAGGAAUAUAAGUGAUGAGAUAGUCGCUAGCCAUCAAGCCACCCAGCCAUACAGUGCCAAUAAUCAGUGUGAACGAGAAGACAAUGAGACUGCUAAAGAUAAUGACGAAGGAAAUGAAACAGCGAAACCAAUAAAAAUGAAGAAAAAGAAAUUAUCAAUACCCGCAAGGAGUUCUGCGAGUCUCAAUGAAAACUUUGUAAAGAUUAAUUUAAAGAAGAAAGUUUACACCCGAGGCACCAAUAAAAUGACAGGACCGGCCUACAAACGCCAGCAAUGGAAGAUAAAGACGGGUCAAACAUCAGGGAAGUCGUACAGUAAAAGCGGCGGUGGUGGUGGGGGAGGUGGUUGGCGCAAACCAGGCACAUGCUUUAAAUGUGGUCUGGAAGGCCACUGGGCCAAGUUCUGCAAAGGAAAACGUGCUCCAGUAAAGCCAGACAUCCAGGAAGAUGAUGAAGUGAAUCCUGAGGAUAUGACAGAGUCUCCUUUCCCAACACUGGAGGAGGCAGCCAUCGCUGCCACAGGUAUCAAACAACCUAAAGGUGAGGUUACCUUUAACUUCCUGAAUGCACCUGCUCCACCACCUGAAGAUGACGCACCUGUAGUAAGAAUAGCGAUUGAGCCAUUGUUUGAACUAGACGAUAAUGGAAAACCAAUCGAAACUCCAAAGACCGUUUAUAAAGCACUCAAAGAAAUGGGAUUUGACUCAUUCCGCGGAGGUCAAGAGAAGGCCAUCAUGAGAAUAUUGUCAGGUCUUUCAACUUUAGUUGUGCUAUCCACCGGAGCUGGUAAAUCUCUUUGUUACCAACUACCUGCGUACUUGUAUUCUAAGCGAUCCCAUUGCAUCACCUUAGUCAUCUCUCCCUUGGUAUCUCUCAUGGAGGAUCAGGUGAUUGGAUUGCCCGGUUGUCUCCAAGGAGCCCGUCUCCAUAGCAACAUGACAAAGCCUCAACGAGAGAAAGUUGUGAAGGAGAUAACUGAUGGGAACGUCCAGGUUUUGCUUGUAUCUCCAGAGGCAGUUGUUGGAGGCGGGGGAGGAGGUGGCUGCCUGCCCCCACUCCAUCAGCUUCCCCCUAUAGCAUUUGCUUGCAUUGAUGAGGCGCAUUGUGUGUCUGAAUGGUCCCAUAACUUCCGGCCGUCUUACCUCAUGGUCUGCAAGGUUAUUCGUGAAAGGUUUGGUGUACAAUGCCUUCUGGGAUUGACGGCCACUGCUACCAUGUCAACAGCAAUGAGUGUAGUGAGCCACCUAGGUAUUGAUGAGGAUGCUGUUGUGAGGGGCAGGUCCGUUCCAAACAAUCUCAAACUAUCUGUUUCGAAAGACGUGAAUAGAGACAGGGCAUUGGUUGAGCUGCUUCAAGGGGAUCGGUUCAGUAAUUUAGACUCCAUUAUUGUGUAUUGCAUUCGGCGUGAUCAGACAGAGAAAGUGGCCUCCGUAUUGAGAACCUGUCUGCAAGAUGCUCAGAGGAAGGAUGUACCUGCCAUGGAUUUAGAAGAAACAGAUAAGAAAGAUAAUGCUGGAGAGAUCAAUGAAGAGGUGGAGAAUAACGAAGAAGCUGAGGAUGUGAAGAAAAAGAAGAAAGGAGAGGGAAAGGGAAAGACAAAGAAGGAAAAGAAAAUUAAAAAACCAAAAAAGAUGACAUACAAAUCAACAAAGCUAGCCCCAAAUGAACGACCUGAGGUCAAUAGUGCCGAGACCUACCAUGCUGGGAUGAGUGCGUGUCAGCGGAGAAGGGUACAGAAUGCAUUCAUGUCUGGUAGCAUCCGCAUCGUUGUUGCAACAGUGGCCUUUGGAAUGGGACUUGAUAAGUCUGAUGUCCGUGCAAUCAUCCACUACAACAUGCCCAAGAGCUUUGAGAGCUACGUGCAAGAGAUUGGUAGAGCUGGCCGUGAUGGGAAACCAGCACAUUGCCAUCUUUUUCUGGAUUCAGAGGGAAGAGAUCUAAGUGAACUUCGACGCCACACAUAUGCUAACACGCUGGACAGGUUUACCUUGAAGAAACUUUGUCGUAAAGUCUUCGCAUUAUGCAGGUGUAAAGAGAAAGAAGAAGCUAGGCAAGCUGCAAAAGAGGCUUUGGCUUUUGAAGAUGAUGAUGCAGAGUACAUGAUGAUUCCAGAUGAGAUGUUGAUGCAGAAAGAAUCACCAGCAGAAGUCAUUCCUCAACUGGAUCAAAUUGAUGUUGUAGAAAAUACCAGCACAUCUGAUGCUUUGCAGAAUGUCACAAAAGAGCAGACAACAACGGAAGGAUCAGAGACUGCAGUUGCACCUAGCCCACGGAAACAGCCUAGCUUCAGGAAACAUCGGCUCUGUCCUGGACAUGAAAGGGCAAUACCGAUUGAACAAACUGUGGAAUCCUUAGACAUCAAAGAAGAAGGUAUUGCAACUCUCCUGUGUCACCUUGAACUACACCCUCAACAGUGGGUCUCCAACCUUCCACCAGCUUUGGCAACUUGCAAUGUCAGCUGCUAUGGAGGUCCAAAACAGCUUCAGACCAUGGCCCACAAGUGUCCUGCUCUAGCAGCUGCCAUUGCUCUGCAUCAGCAAAAAACCGGUAAAUCUCUUAGAAACCACAGCAACAUUGAGUUCCCUGUGGUGGAUGUUGCAAGUGAGAUGAACUGGCAGUCUGGUCUUGUAAAGAGAGAACUCAAGAACCUUCAAUGGAAUGGUAAGUCAAAGACAGGCAUCAUGGUCGAGCUCUCCGAUCUUGGCUUCCACUUCCGAUCGCCAGGUGAUCUGACUGAUGAGGAACUUGAUGGUGUUGUCGACUUUCUGUAUUCAAAGGUUAAAGCUCAAGAGAAGCGGGAGCUCUUCCAACUGAAGUCUCUAUUCCAGGCACUUAACAGCGUAUCAUGUGACCAUUACUGGAUGUGCAGUGCUGAUGUCGAUGAAGAAACCAGCGAGGAACUGAAAACAAUCCUAAGAGAUUAUUUCGAUCAGAAGUCGCUUGUUCAGUGGAUGGAUGAUGAGGAAAUACAAAUUGAUGAUUCUAUUGUUGCAAGUGCGGCAUCUGUACGUGGAUCAGUACGAGCCUUUAUCAGUCUCCACCAUGACCGCGAUUUCUCCGGUCGUGCCAUAGCACGUAUAUUCCAUGGAAUAGGAAGUCCAUGCUACCCGGCAAAAGUAUGGGGACGUGACCGUCGUUUCUGGCGUUGCCAUCUUGACUUUGAUUUCAAUCUCUUGAUCAAGAUAGCAACUGAAGUUGUCUUAAAAAUGAGAUGAUUACUAAUUAUUCAAAAUUAUAUUUUUGUAUUUUUUGUAAAAAAAGAAAUGUGUAUAUUGUGAAUUUCCACUUACUGAAUUAAGAUCAAGAUGGUUCCAGUCUCAAAUUGCGGGUUCAUAGUGUUCUCUCUGCAGGAUUUUUAAUUAUGACAAACUGCACUCCCUAAGCCCCAUAUUAAAACAUAGCUUUUAAAGCAUUAAAUGGUUCCAAUCUGCAAUAGUUGUGCAAAAGUAUUUGGAUGUGAAAGAGAUAAAUGAGGUUCAUAUGAAAUAGCAAUAAUGCUUGUGAAAAAUGUCAAAAACAUACAAAUUCUGCAGCCAAGAUGCUUCGACGACUGGAAGCCAUAAAUUGGACCAUAAGUUGCUUCAUGGCUCGGAAAUUAAUGGCAAUAUGAUGUGAUGUAUCAUUUCUGAUGCCAAAAGAGAAUGAUAAAGAAUUUUGUAUAAUAAAAAAUGCUGAUACAUAUUUUUCAAAUAUUUUAUGUGAACCUGCAUUAAUGCUGUCACUGUCAUGUUAAAAUGUAAACAUCAUUAUUGCUGAGAUUUACAAAUCUACAAAGAUUCAAAAUAAAACUACAGUACUUGGAUGCAUUAGAAAUUAAUUUGUUUUUUAAUCAUAAACAUUUACUUGAUUUAUGAAGUUGAAGAAAAAAAAUCCUUGCCAAUAUCUCAUCAUGCUGAUAUCAGACAUAUUGCACAAACAUUGCAGUGACUAUGAGCAUGAUCAUAAACGUAUAAAAUUAUAUAAUAUUAGCCAGAGAAUAAUCAACAUAAUUAUAUAAACACUCAUAAAACAGUUAACAGCAAUAUACUCUCUUAUCCAGUAAUCACAUGUAUGUAUCACCGUAAAAUACAGUCAACAUAAAAUGGUAAACAUCAUAUUUAUAGUUUCAUUACAGUUACAGUAUUAAGAACCAAAUCAUAUAUACUUUGUAAUUUCCUGAGUUUUCAAAUUAAUUAUUGUAAUUAAAAUUUUUAUAAAUUGUAACAUAAUUGCAUCAUUUUGUUUUCUUUAAAAAGAAAAGAAUGAAAGCUAAAUUUAAGUACUUAAAAUAUCAGAACAUAGGUUGUGUACCCACCACAACUUUGAUUUUAAAACUAUAGGUCAUGACCCAAAUUUAUGUCACUAAAAAGUUUCUGAGGGUUGCAAAACACAUGAAGAAUUUUAAACACCACCGUAAAAAAAUACCAUGAUUUGCGAGCUCUAAAAUACAGGCCUUGGGUCAUUUCAAAAUAGGGGAUCAAACAGUAGGAACCAAUGCUCUACACAAUCUGGGUUAGAAGAGAUAAUUGAAACAUGCAG